Messenger RNA from Manihot esculenta (cassava), 1561 nucleotides. Its product is annotated as phosphatidylglycerophosphate phosphatase PTPMT1. The coding region runs from base 465 to 1466 and encodes 333 amino acids. The record is from RefSeq and is a predicted model, not a curated record. Gene Ontology annotation, molecular function: phosphatidylinositol-4,5-bisphosphate 5-phosphatase activity; protein tyrosine/serine/threonine phosphatase activity. Gene Ontology annotation, biological process: protein dephosphorylation. The transcript is spliced from 6 exons. NCBI's taxonomy places the organism in Eukaryota, Viridiplantae, Streptophyta, Magnoliopsida, Malpighiales, Euphorbiaceae.
CCUAGCCCUUCACAUUCACAUUUCUCGUCCCUUCAUUUCCCUUUCCUUCCCAUUUCUCGCUCUUCUUUCAAUACCUGUAGGAGUAGAUCCCAUGCAAUCCCUAAACAACUAAUCAUCUGGCUAGGGUUUCCUAAAAUUCUCCAUAUCAGAUUCUGUCAAUACCAUGGUGACUGUGAUUUCUCCUGGAAAUCACCAAUCAAUUAUUCCAAAUUCAUCUCUCCUUCUGUUCUCCCUCUCGUCUUCCCUGCAUAACUUUCAGUCUUUGUCUAUCAAUUCUGCCAAUUUCUUAAGUUUUCCGUUUUGUUGGUGUCAAUGAUUUCGUUGUUCAUCUGUUGAUACGCAAUUUAUGUAAACAUUUACGCAUAUCUAUAUCUAUAUCUAUUUCAUACUUCCAAUUAGGGCUUUUCGGUGUGCAAUUUGUGUGGCGUUGUGAUUUGGUUUGUUGUUUGAUUAUUGAGGAUAUUAUGAUUAUUGAAGAAUUGAAGGGUGGUGAGGAGGAGAGAGGGGAGGAGAUAUCGUGCGUGGAAUUAGCUAAUAACAGCAAUAGCGAAGGCGUUGUUUCGUGGGACGCGAAGAGGGUUUUCAUCGGAGCAGGGGCACGGGCUUUGUUUUAUCCGACUUUACUUUACAAUGUUGUUAGGAACAAAAUUCAGGCUGAGUUCCGCUGGUGGGAUAGGAUCGAUCAGUUUAUAUUGUUAGGUGCUGUUCCAUUCCCUACAGAUGUUCCGUGCCUAAAGGAGCUUGGUGUUCAUGGAGUGAUCACGUUGAAUGAGCCAUAUGAGACCUUGGUUCCAACAUCUCUAUAUCAUGCACAUGGCAUUGAUCAUCUGGUCAUUCCUACAAGAGACUACUGCUUUGCACCAUCCCUAAGUGAUAUUUGCCUAGCUGUCGAUUUUAUUCAUGAGAAUGUACUGCAAGGAUGGACUACAUAUGUUCAUUGUAAGGCUGGUAGGGGGCGCAGUACAACCAUUGUUAUAUGUUACUUGGUGCAGCACAAGCAGAUGACACCUGAUGCUGCAUAUGAUUAUGUCAGGUCAAUCAGGCCAAGGGUGCUUCUAGCAUCUGCUCAGCGGCAGGCUGUUCAGGAAUACUAUAACCUUAAGGUGAUAAAUUGUGCUUACAGCAGCACAACUGAUCUCAUCUUGAAAACCCCAAGGCCAGCAGCGUCACAGGAUAUUGUGGCUUUUGAUGAUGGUUCUGUAGUUGUCGUUACAGCUUCAGAUCUUGACGGGUAUGACCCUGCUCAUGAAUCAGAUGCUGUGAGAAGAGAGAUAUGGACAGAUCUAAAUGUGGUCUAUCGAGUUCGGGUUGCUGGUCAGGCAGCAUUGGCAAGGAUAUCCUGUUUGUGGUUCCGCUGCCAGACUCACCAAAAGAUUUUGGGAAAGCAAUUAAGUACAAAGAAUAGCUGCUGUUCAAUCGAGGCCAAUCAUUUGGGAGGUAUUAGUGUAGACAUCCAUGUUUAUUGAGAGGCUUCUGAAAUUGCAUGCAAGUGGUCUGCUACGUAUCUAAUUUUCAUAUCCGUAUAUAAAUGACGAAUAAUGUGUGAUUAUAUGGUGCUUAA